This is a messenger RNA of Trichobilharzia regenti, 234 nucleotides long. Lineage: Eukaryota; Metazoa; Platyhelminthes; Trematoda; Strigeidida; Schistosomatidae. The record is from the annotation of a GenBank genome assembly.
AUGCUCCUCCUCCUCAUACUACUACUACUACUACUACUACUACUACUACUACUACUAACUACUACUACUACUACUACUACUACUACUACUACUACUACUACUACUACUACUACUACUACUACUACUACUACUACUACUACUACUACUACUACUACUACUACUACUACUACUACUACUACUACUACUACUACUACUACUACUACUAGUAAUAAUAAUAAUAAUGCACUUGUAUGA